Molecule: messenger RNA, 602 nt
Organism: Pelagomonas calceolata
Lineage: Eukaryota; Pelagophyceae; Pelagomonadales; Pelagomonadaceae
Source: the annotation of a GenBank genome assembly
CGACCCGGGACGGGCUCGCGCUGCGCUGCGCCAUAGAAAUAUCGUGCACAUUAAUCAAGGAGCGUCCCUGAGUGCUGCUGAGUGUGCUGCACGCUGCUAGUCAGCUGUACAAUUAGGUGGAGCUCGUCGGUGCCCCGCAACACGCCGUCGACCGGAGCCGCAUGAGUAAACUAGAGAAGCUCUCGUUCAACGACGUGCUGAAGUGGCACGCCCUCGCGGCGGGCCCCGCGGGCCUCGUUUUAGUAAUGCUGCCGCACCGGCUCUUCGCGCAACUGAGCGGCGCGCCCUACAGCCCCGCGGCGCACGAGGUCGCGCGCUGCUACGGCGCGCUGACGGCCGCGCAGGCCUGGUUCGCCUGGCGCACGCGGCGCAUCGCCGACGGCCGCGUGCGGCGCAUGCUCGCGGAGGCGUACGCGCUCUGCUACGCGCUGACGGGCCUCGCGCUGGGCCGCGCGAUGGCGGCGGCGCCGGUCGGCGCCCUGGGCGCGCUGGCGUGCCUCGCGAGCUGGGCGCUCGCGUUGCUCUACGCGUACUUCCGCGUCGUGCGGCGGAUCAAGUCCUUCGAGCUGCCCGGGUCCGUGGCGGACGGGCACGACCUUUGA